Durusdinium trenchii is the source of this 2193-nucleotide messenger RNA. Lineage: Eukaryota; Dinophyceae; Suessiales; Symbiodiniaceae. The record is from the annotation of a GenBank genome assembly.
AUGUCCCCCCCACUUCCGGUUCAACUGAGCCGCUGCGAGGCCAAGCUGGCCAGCUUGCCGCGUGUGGGGCUUCGCUUCGCUUUGCCGAACCGCUUCGGUCAACUCACCUGGCUGGGCUAUGGGCCACAGGAGUCCUAUCCAGACCGCAAAGCCGGAUCUGAUUGGACCGUUCAUUGCCGCGAUGUUGAUGCAUCCCACGUGCAGUACAUUGUGCCCAGUGAGAAUGGUGGGAAGGCCGAUGUGCAGUGGGCAGCUUUCACGGCGAGCAGCGGUGAAGGCUUGUUGCUCGAGUACUCCUGCGAUGACGCUGCAGCAGAGGUGGAUGAUCCUCGAGAUGGGAAGGCCAAGCAGCGGCCAGCGAUGACGAAAGGAGCUCAAUUGUCUGCGUCGAGGCCAACCUACAGUCAAGGCCAAUACAUGUUCAUUUGGAUACAGCGCAUUGUGGCGUUGGUGGAGUUGGUGAAGGAUCCGCAGGUGAUGAAGGCUCUGAAGAUGCGUCAGGCUCAUGAAGGCUGGUUUUGGGAUAUGUUGAAGCUGUUUCACAGGGGGGGUCUCAUGAGCUCUCAGCCCCCGGACACCGAUGGCCUGGUGGAUGCCGUGGUGCCCGCCUUGGCGGAGACCGUGGAGCGCUUGGAGGAGCUCCAUGGAGGCCUAGUGGACGAGGGCGAGCGGCCGGAACGACCGGUGACCCCUCAAGAGGAGCUGGCGAGCUUGUUGGAGAGAGCGCAGGAGUUAUCCGAGGUGAAGAUCCCCGAAGCCUUGCAAAGCCGAAAGAACCGCCCUCCCAAAGUGACGGAGGGUCAGAAAGCCACGUUGGCGCAACUGUCGGUGGCUGCGCGCUUGCGCGGGCGGCUGGCUGACUUCGAAGAGCUGGCGCCACAAAGCCGGCCGACGGAAGAGGCUCCCGACACACUAGGCAUCCUUUCGCAUUGGCAUGAAAAAGUAAGCAAGGAGGAACUGGGACGAUCCGAUGCUGCUCAAGUGCUGAGUGCUUUGAUCAGGGGAGAGCGGACGAUUGCCGAGUUGCAACGAUCAGAGGCUGCGUGUACUCGGCGUUGGGCUGCUCUGUCACAGGAAGCUCGCCAACGACUGGAUCGAAUCAAGGGCCUCAGGUUGAAGGCGCAGUCCUGUGAUGAACGACAACGGUCCAUGCUGCUUGCAGCGGGAGAGCGUCGGAAGGUGCUGUGGUCACAGCUUUGCAAUCAAAGCGAUCAGCCUGAAACUGCAUCUAGGGUCCAUGAUCAGCUCUUGAAGCUGGACUCGCAGCGACAAGAGCUUCAGUCCGCCAUUUCCACUUGCCAGGCUCAACUGCACCGAGUGGCAUCCAAGAGGCGUCAAGCUCUGCGGAUUCUGGAUUCAACGACACAACUGGGAGGGCCCAGAACUGGUGAAACCGCAACAGGUGAGUCCGGUGGAGCUAAGGCUCCAGCUCUUGAGACCAUCAUUCAAGCUGAGCUUGAAGCCGAGAGCUUGUUGUGGGAUCUUUAUCUUGCCGAACGUGGGCGCGAACGGAGAACGGAGGCAAUGAGUGACGCGAUUCCGUCGGCCCCACAGCGUCCAGAUGAGCCUCCAAAGGAUGAGUGGCCAGGCCAGCCUUCAGAGGUUCCAACGUUUGCACCGCAGCCUGACCUGCAGAACGAUCCUGCUGAUUUCACUUGGUCAGUUGAGCAUGCCCAACCUGGAGAAGCUCCCCUGACCGGUGCACCUUUAGCCCCCCGGGUGGCACAGCUCAUCCAACGGCUGGCCCUUUCGAGAGACGACCGGCGGGAGUACGAACGGGCCCAAAGGGCGGGAGGAGGACCUGAACGAAGGGAUGGCAGCCCCGUUCGCCAUGAUCCAAUUGGUGGAACCCAGCCAGCACUUUCCUUGAUGAAGGUCGUCCUUGAUCCAGAGGGUGUGAAACAACCCCCGGCGCUUGAAGAGCCCGUGUGGCAAGAUGAAGCGCCCGUGUGGCAAGAUGAAGCGGCCGUGUGGCCAGCUGAAGAGCCCAUCCGAUGGCCGUCACUGCCUGAAUUCAAAGAGAAUGAAAAUGAGCCCAUCGUCCCAGAACCUACAUGGAAGGCCUCAGCUCCAGAAGUGAUUUGGGGAGAACUUCCAUUUGCGCCGCUCUAUCCUCAAUUGGUGAGUCAAGAUGCGAGCCAUGCAUGUUCCUGCCUAAGUUUGCUCAGGAACUGGAAGCACAAUGUCGUGUAA